AUGGUAUGGCGCUACACCACAAAUUCAGAAAUCGAAAGCAUCUGGCCUCUUCAGCGCCAUUUCCUUCCGUCUCCGCCAUCAGAAGAGUCACUGCUUUCAAUAUCCUUCUGUAGGGAAUAUGGCUUCGCCGGUGCGCUUACAUUAUGUGUGGUCAGACAUGGCGCGGAAAGGCAGAGUGUAAACGCUUUUUUUAGACAGCAGAGAUCUUUAGGAGUAAUCGAGUGUGAAAACAUUCAUCGGUUGAAGUACGCAUCACAACAAUGUACUUGGAUCAUUUUUCUGAGCAUAUUUGUGAGCGAUGCUUCACUGUUGACGUCCACGUGCCAUCAGCACCUUUUUCUACCACGUAGUCAACACACCAAGGCAUGUCACCAAUGCUACGCUCGGGACUAUAUUCCAGCUUCUGUCUCAGUAAAAGGGUACCUACCAGAUGUCACCGAGGAAGGACGGCUUGGUGACAAAUGA
Molecule: messenger RNA, 465 nt
Organism: Plasmopara halstedii
Lineage: Eukaryota; Oomycota; Peronosporomycetes; Peronosporales; Peronosporaceae
Exons: 5
Coding region: 1-465 (154 amino acids)
Source: RefSeq, a predicted model, not a curated record